UCUUAGACCAUUCUUUUGUUCAGUUGGUAUCUUGUUGUUGACGUCUGAGGACCUUCGUCAGAGUAAGUAUGGGCCGUUGCUGUAAGGCCCUCGGCGAGGAAUGUAGCAUUAGGAAGCUUGGAUUACGAUAUCACGACUCCAGGGCCUUUACCGAUGCCCCGGGCCUGCCACGACCACUGUUCGCUUUCCUUCGCUUAUUUUACGCUGCACUAUCCAUUGGUCACCUGGUUUGGAUUGGCUUAGAUCAACCGACAGGGGGCUGGAUCAUUCACUUGGGAAACUGGAGCCUAGCGGUGACCGCGUUGUAUUUUCUGGUUGGCUCGCUGACCGCAUUCCAUCGCUCGAUGUGCGGAUCCAAAGAGAGUGACCAGUAUGACAGAAUCACCCAAGAUAGCAGUGACCCGUUGAAUUCCAAUUCCUGCGCUUUAAAACCAGACGAGAACGACGACAGCCUACCUCCAACUACAAACCAUCUCUCUUGGCACCACGAGGUCCUGUGGGUGUUACACACCCUCGCCGCAGACAGCUCCUUCGUCUGUAUGAUCGCUUACUUUGCGUUAUUCUUUAAAGUGCGUUACACCUUUCUUGGGAUCCUGGACGUUCCAAAGCAUGUCCUUCAUCUUGUUCUCAUGAUUGUGGACACACUGGCCAGUCACAUCCCCGUGAGGCUUUUUCACGUCAUGUACGCCUACAUGUUCGGUGCCGCGUACGUUGUUUUCACCAUAGUGUUUAUUUUAACGGAAGUGAAGAUUGAUCUCAAUUUAAAUCCAGUAUUUUACCCCUCGCUGGAGUCUGGUGACGAGCCGCUCAUUUACACAGCUUACCUAUCGAUAUUCUUGAUUGUUGGUUUUCCUGUGGCACAAUUAUUUUUCUUUCUUCUACACAAAUUCAGAUCUUGGCUUAUUUCAAGGUGAUUUGGGAAUCAUUUAUGAAAUAAACUCAAAGUAAAAAAACGCAGCGUGUGGAAUUCGUUAAGGAAACUCAGUUUGAGGCUUUGUUAAUACAAUUGUAAAUAAAACGUUCUAACUUUAAAACGUUGGGUGAACAAAACUAAUGUAUGGCUCCUGGAGAAACGUUUUCUACAGCAUGGGCUCAUAACGCUCGAAAUAUUUAUUUCAGCUAACGGUUCAUUCACCAUUACAGUGUUUUUCAACGAAGUCUUGUAAAACCAAAAGCAAAAUAAUUAUCCCUGGCCAAUCUCAAAGGUCACACGGAGAUAUCCCACUGGACCAAUCAAAAAAUCGAAGUUAAUACAAGUAGUCGACGUAAAGCGCGGGAAAACAUGUCCGCGCCACUAACGAUUGCUUUCUCUUUUACUUCUGAUUGGUUGAGAAAGUGGCGCGUUUUUGUUUUUUCUUUUUUUUCAGUAAGCUUAGUAGAGCG
Orbicella faveolata is the source of this 1383-nucleotide messenger RNA. RefSeq lists its product as uncharacterized. The record is from RefSeq and is a predicted model, not a curated record. Gene Ontology annotation, cellular component: membrane. NCBI's taxonomy places the organism in Eukaryota, Metazoa, Cnidaria, Anthozoa, Scleractinia, Merulinidae.